AACACAAUCGCUGUUGCUCUCAUUUUAUAUGUGCGCAACAUUCUCCGGAUGCUGUGAUACUAUACCUCUAUCUCAUUGCACAUUCAAACAACAUUGUCUGGCAGAUCCACCAUUCCCAAAGUCAAUAGCGCACAAUGACUGAGCCUCGUGCCCUUCCCCCCGGUUCCAAGCUCUGGUUGCUUGACCUAGGGACCCUCGACAUUGAUGCCUCCUACGUUCUCUCCGGGGCAAAUGUCCCCCUACAUGGCGCUAGACCCGAGCCCCACGAGACCCGUCCCUGUGUAAUGAUAGCAGGCCUUCUCUACCAUCCCGAUGUCGGCCUCCUCCUAUUCGACACCGGGUCUCGCGAGGACGUGAUCAAGUCCUGGGACAAGGAGUUCCUGGAAUGCGCCCCUAGGACAUGGGACAAAAGCAUCCACUCCCUGCCCGCAGCGAUCAAAGCCACCGGGGCCGGAGAAAUCGGCGACGUCAAGGCCGUGAUCAUGAGUCACCUUCAUCUUGACCACGCGGGGGGAUUAGAGCAUUUUUUCGGUACCGAUGUGGAGAUCUGGUGCCAUGAAAAGGAACUCAAAAAUGCCUUCUGGGCUUCUGCCACCGGCGCCGACGCGGGUCUCUUUCUGCCUGAUUAUCUGAGAGCAGAUCUUUUGAAUUGGAAGACGGUUUCGGAGGAAAGGGCGGUGCUUUGGGACGGCGUCACUCUGCAUAGGUGCCCUGGGCAUACGGAGGGGUCUUUAGUCCUAGAGCUCACGUUGAUGUCCGGGACUGUGGUUCUGAUGGGGGAUCUUUUUCACGUCAAAGAGAACUACGAGGAUGGAAGACCGCAAGGGUUCCUUAUGAGGAACUACAAUCAAUGGUUCCGAAGUCGCGAGUACGUGAGAAGAUUGGUCAAGCAGACGAACGCGAAAGUUUGCCUCGGUCACGAGAGAAUGUACUUUGAUAUGUUCGAGAAAAGCCCGAGGUUUUUGGCUUAGCUAGCUUGCGGACCUUUGCAUAUUCAAAUCGGUUGUAAGUUAUGGCGGAAGUUUU
Molecule: messenger RNA, 1026 nt
Organism: Aspergillus steynii IBT 23096
Lineage: Eukaryota; Fungi; Ascomycota; Eurotiomycetes; Eurotiales; Aspergillaceae
Product: N-acyl homoserine lactonase family protein
Exons: 3
Coding region: 135-971 (278 amino acids)
Source: RefSeq, a predicted model, not a curated record